UACCCAGAAUUGCUAGUAGCUUCAUAUAACAACAAUGAAGAUGCCCCCCAUGAACCAGAUGGUGUAGCACUGAUAUGGAACAUGAAAUAUCAGAAAGAGUCCCCUGAGUACAUUUUUCACUGUCAGGUAAGCAGAAUCACUUCUUCUGAUCCACUGCCUUUCUUGUCCACAGGACUAGGGCUAUGGUUGAAUCCCUGUGAAACUAACUUUCCUGGGAAAUCGUAAAAGGGUCACGUUUUGGUGGGGAUACUAACAAACGAAAGUAAACUGAAGAGAAGUUAAGAAAAGUUUAACCUGGGAAAAAACGCGACAUUUCGUGAGGCAACCAAUGGUUUCCCCACAAAGUGAUGUCUGAGAAAUUCACACGUAGAAAUUCCAUAACUAAUGACAUCACUACCCAGAUCUGGGUAGUGCUUCUGAUUGGUCGUGUCACAUGGUAAAUUUGCUUCAAACAAUCAACAACACUACUGAGAUCUGGGUAGUGAUGCAUCAUCAGUAAGGAAUUUCUGUGCUUGUUUAUCACCACCGUCAUGGUGCUCUUUAGUUUACAUGUAUGAUUGCAUGUAAUAUGUCCUUUUAAUGUAUUUUCUUUUUGCCGUGUUGUUAAUCGGCUGUCAGCAGAGAUUUCAUAAUCGAUCAUAAUUGGAAAAACUUGUAAUCAGAUUGACCCACCUAAUCAAUCAAUCUGCAUUGUAUCUUUAUACGAAUUCCACUUAGGACAGCUGCUGUACCAUGUCUUAAAGCUGAUUUAGAUGGCAUGAGUUUUGCUUACGACCAUUGUACGUGAUUAGCAUACGUCAUGACUUCAUGAUAGAUCAUGUCAUGUAAAUUAGACACACAACAUUUGUUUGACACACGUGGUUGUUGUCGGUGAAAAUUGUGCGCAUGUGGAUUUUUGAAAGUCGAUGAUUGGCGCACCACUGACUCUUUUUACAAUAAUAUUAAUACUUGUCACAACUCACUGAAUCGAAUGUCUUUUUUUUAUUUUAGUCAGGUGUGAUGUCAGUAACAUUUGCCAAGUUUCAUCCCAAUCUGAUCGUUGGUGGAACAUACUCUGGUCAGAUAGUGUUAUGGGACAAUCGAAGCAGUAAAAAGACCCCUGUUCAGAGAACUCCUCUGUCUGCAACUGCGCACACAGUAAGUUAAUACUCUGGGCCGGGUUGUUCAAAGCUGGGUUAAAGUAACCCAGGGUUAGUGCGAAAUUUGAAUUCAGCUAUGAUGAAAGCUUAAAAAGUAAUUCAGCUUAAUUCUUUUUGUCUCCAAUUUGAUGAUUGGAUGCUCCAAAGAAAAAGGGGAAAAUUAUCAGAGAAAAUGCAUUUGAGCAAAAAAAAAAAAAGAAACUUGGUUUUUAAUUUUAAUUUUAAAAAAUUUCGAGUAAUCACUAUUCUGCCUUCAAACAACUGGGCCCUUGUGUUAAUGGUAUCUGUAGGCCCUUUGCUACUUGGGUUUACGUGACCUAUCUGAUACCAAUAUUCUGGAAUACAACCCUAAAAUUACCAGAGAUUGAAAGAGCAUAAAAUAAUUAUAGGAAAUUACCAGGCCAACUUGGUCAAGGCAAGUCAAUCAGGGCAUGCAUGAGCACUGUCAGCUCGGGCAAAGGGGUAAACUGUUUUCUCACAGAAACGCUUGCUAAAGUUAACUUGGCUAGACGUAACCCGUGUGGUAACUGGUCAGGUCGUCCGAAAGUCAUCUUGCCCGUAAACCGUAAACCAUGAUUACAGGGUUUGCACAGUCUUAAAAAGUCCUUGGAUUUUAGGGGAAGUCCUUGAAAAAUCCUUGAAUUCCAUUUUUUUCCUUGAAGAGUCCUUAAAUUACUGUGCAAGUCCUUGAAAAGUCAUUGAAUUUUCUUCAACUUUGAAUGUAGUGGCCUGGAAAGAAUUUUUUUGAUGCUUUUUGGUUGUCCAAGCAGAAUGAAAAAUGUAGAGAAGUUGGUGAAACAAACAGUUCAAGCCUUAAAGUCUUAUUAAAAUAAACUGGGAAUGUGCAUUUCUGUACAAUCUGUGAAAUUAUAUUCCUAGUAGGUGGUCCUUGAAAAUCUAAUGUGGUCCUUGAAAAGUCCUUGAAAAAUGGUUGCAAUGUUUUGUAUGAACCCUGUGAUUAUUCCUUAGCAUUAUAAGGAGUAGGUUGAAUCUGAUCACCAUGCACAUGCCCAUGUUAUUUUCACAGCAUCCAGUGUAUUGUGUGAACGUUGUUGGAACACAGAAUGCUCACAAUCUGAUCAGUGUUUCUACUGAUGGCAAGAUGUGCUCUUGGAGUCUUGACAUGCUCUCUCAGCCCCAGGUAAAAAGCUGAUGAUCUCUCACUUCCUUUCAAUUAGUUAGAAGUGUAAUAUUUUCCCAGGGAGGGGGGGGGGGGGUACUCCGGAUUCCAAGUGACGGGGAUGGUCGAAUGGGGACAAAAAUUAAAACCCAAAAAAAUCCCUGGACCAAAAAUUAACCCCCAAAAAAUCCCAUGCCGAAUUUUCGAGCCUUAAAAAUUUACAGAAAGCAUUGAAUUAUAUAAGACGUUGUUCCUUAUUUGGUUAUACUUUAUUCGCAGAACUACGCGGCCGGGAUACUCAGGCACUACCAGGAAUCUUCACAUUGUUUUAAAUACCCAAAAAAUUCCGGAAUCGAAAAUUUCAAACCAAUAAAGAUUUUUUUAUCAUCCCCGUUACUUACAAUAAAGUAACACAACAAUUAAUGCCUAAUGGCGAUGAUCUUUGGAAGCUCUAGUAAAGACCAGUAACUUCAAAACGUAUUUUGAUCAGCACUGCUGUAGUUUCUAUUCCCGUUUUAAGCCUCCUCGGAUAAAAUUCCCUCCGUUUAUAAGCUCUCCUAAAACGUCUUACGAAGAAGUAUAAACUAGGGCUUUUAAAGGGGAUUUUACGUUAUUAACGUAGAGGUAUAAUGGGUAUUGUUCUUGGCCGCCAACUGAUGGUUUGCUUUUCAAUGAUAUCAGGACAGCAUGGAGCUUCAGUACAAGCAAUCCAAGGCAGUAGCUGUGACAAGCUUGUCCUUCUUAGCCGGCGAUGUGAAUAACUUUGUAGUCGGUAGUGAAGAGGGCUCUGUCUACACAGCCUGUCGGCACGGAAGGUAGGUAACGCAGUGGCUUGAUUUGUAACCUGCAGAAGCGGCGCUGUUUUUUUGGCGUUUUUCGGGCGAGCGAAGAACGAAGCGGGCGUGGAGCGCGCGACACACGCGACACACGCAACAAGGAAAGGCGAGGAAAAAUAACUUUUAAUAAUUUUUUCUGUGCUUCCCUGUUGCGCGCGUCUCGCGCCUUUUUUUCUUUUCGCGCUUACCUUCGCAAGCCUACAAAACGCGAAAAAAUAACGUCCGCGGGCUUUAUCUUCUGCUUCUACAGUGGAACCCCGUUCAUGCGGUCACCAAUAGGCCAAAAAAAUUGACCGUAUUAACGGGUGACCAUAUUAACGAGGGGUUUUUUUACAAGAAAAUGUAUGGCCGUUUUGCCAGGCGGCCAAAAAAAGUGGCCGUAAUAACGAGGUGGCCUUAAGGCGGGGUUUCACUGUACUUGCUUCCGUACGCGUUUAAGGACGCGUUUAUUUCAGAAAAUCUCAAUUGAGAUUCCAAAAUCCAAACCUGGGUUUUGAGUUCCUUCACUGAUCCAAAAGUAGAUUUUGCGUUUCUGUACUAAAAUCCAAGAAAGGAUUUUGCGCUUUCCGAAAUGUUUGAUGUCCUUUGAUAUGCGCAUGUUUUACGCUCUGGUUAGCGGUACCUAUAAACGUUAACAGGAAUCGAAUCAAAGUUAUUUCCCCCUACAUCGCUAAAAUUUGACAACUUGAGCUAUUUUCCUGGUUAAAAAGGCCAAACGAUUUGUAUCAUUGUAGUUUUAGUGUUAUAGAAUGUUGCUUGGCUUCUCAACGCAGCAAGCUUAUACUUUAAAAGGUUAGGAUAUCAUGCAGUAUGAUUUGAGGCCGUGGUUUAAUUGAACAAUAUAAAAAUUAUUUCUCCACUUUUCUCAUUUUAUAGUAAAGCUGGCAUCAGCGAUAUAUUUGAAGGUCAUUAUGGUCCAGCGACAGGUAUUGAUACGCACUCCGCGGCUGGACCUAUCGACUUCUCCUAUCUCUUCUUAACAUCCUCAUUUGAUUGGACCAUCAAACUCUGGAGUCACAAGGUAAUCAGCGAGUGUUGCUACAAAAGCAUGCGCACUGCGCCGAUUUGCGCGUCAGAGUGGGUCGCUGUGGUGACGAAUUGCAGUGUGGGGCUGUGUUGGGGACGCUAUCGCUUCUUCUAUUAGAGAGCUUUAGUUUCUAAGACGAGGGCGACUGCGAGAUCGAGAUAUUCUCAAUACUAAGGGUGCGUUCGACUGGGAAAUCUGGAUGUAGAUUCUAAAAUCCGGAUUUCGGAUUUGCAAUCGACCGCGAAAUCCGAUGCUGAGAUAUCUGUGUUUGGAUUUCCUUUUUGCCGUUCGAUUGGAAAAGGAUUUGAAAAACUGUCCUUAAGAACAGCGGUCUUGCACGCGCCCGCAUAAUUAGCAAAAAGAAGACUGCUGUUUACGAGAAUAGUUUUGCAAAUCCUUUUUCGGAUUUCCCAAUCGAACGGUAAAAAAGAAAUCCAUGAAAUCCGGAUUUGGAUUUCUUAAUUGAAAUCCACCCCCAGGACAGAUUUCUCGGAGGUAAAAUCUGUUUUUGGAUUUCGCGUUCGAUUGCAAAUCCGAAAUCUGGGUUUCAAAUCUAAAUCCGGAUUUCCCAUUCGAUCGCAACCUAAGUAGCGCACGCGUGAACCAGCGUCAUUUUGGCGGGAAAACGUGAUUGCCGUCGUCAUUCUACUUUUGGUAUUAGCUAAAAUGUCGUAGCGAUGGAAACAAGUUAUGAAGUGUUAAAAGUUUCAUCAUUUUGCGAUUGGAAGAGGGCCAACCUCCUUCAUUAGAAAAUUCUGUUCUUGGGUAUUUUACGACGUUAAAUCUGCGACGUUUCUUGAAUCUAUGCUUGCGUUAUUCAGAACCCUCGGCCACUGUAUUCGUUUGAAGACAAUGGCGAUUACGUGUAUGAUGUACAGUGGUCACCAAUCCACCCUGCCUUAUUCGCGGCUGUGGACGGCACUGGAAGACUGGACCUGUGGAACCUUAACAACGAUACUGAGGUACAAAUUUGAACUAUAUUUCGUUUGAAUGCACGUGAAACACGUGUAUUACUCCCACCCAAUCUCCAUCACUUUGCUCCCUUGCAGGUACCAACAGCAAGUACACAUUCCGAAUCAAUGACGUCACUGAACCGUUUGCGGUGGACGCAUUCAGGGCACCAGAUUGCCGUGGGUGACGAUGAUGGUCACGUGUUCAUUUAUGACGUUGGGGAGGUGAGAGAACUCACGAAAAAUGUUAAGUUAUCGAGAGUCGAAUAUAAGAAAGUUCCCGCUCAUUCAGUAUUUAUUGCCAGGGGGAACUGUCUCGAAAUUUGUCUGGGAAACUGCCCACCUACCCCUUCCCUAAGCCAACAUCAACACUUACUUCUAACUUAGGGUAAAAUGUUGGCUUAGGGGAGGAGUAGGUGGGCAGUUUCCCAGAAACUUAUAAUGAUCCCAGACAGUGGGAACUGCCACCAAACUAAGUGAACAUAAAAAUAACUACUCAGAACAUGAAAAGAAGGUAUAAAUAAUGCAGCAAAUACAAAAGGAGAAGGAAGAAGAAGAUUGAAACGGAUUGGAAUGGUGGCUUUUGCGCGGAAAACGUGGUAGCCUAACAGAUGUUAAAAGUUCAUUUUUGUUUGCUGUAACAGUUGGUAAUUAUAAUACUUGGGAGUACAUUAUUAUUUGUUUGACACGAAGCUGUGGUUACGAUCCGACGACGCGAUGGCAACGAAACGUCAAGAGAACCGAAUAGUUUUGGAUUAGAAGGCAAAACAACAACUUUGCAGAUGCAUCACACUUUUUUGUACAUUUCUUAAGCGUUUUUGCACCACCACGAAGUGCAUUUGCCUAAUUUCGUGUUUUAUUGAGACCGUAAACAAGCAAUGACGAAAUUUUAUUUCGCUUUCUGAACUUGAAUAUGGUCCCUUGGAAUUCAAGUUCAGGAGGGUUCGCGUACAUUUGACAAAGUACGUAAGAAGAAAUAAUCGCCGUAAAGACUAAAAGAACGCAAAUUCACUUUCUAAGCGACGUUCUCGUUGCCGUCGCGUCGUUGGAUCUUAAAGUCCAUUGUAGCGAAUAUGGACGCGUAUUUGGUAAUAGAUCGUUUUUACUGUCACGCAACAAAAAAAUAAAUUGAAAACCGCCCAGUGAAAGAAGCCAAGAAAAUGAUAUGUUAUAAAAGACUAAUUUUUAAACAAUUUGUCCAAGUCUCAGGUCUUUUUGGCCCACAGUUUCUGAGUUAUUUGCCAAGACGUUUCACGCAUCUUUGAGGAGCUUUGUAUGGAGACGCCAUAUUGGUGCACAGUGUUGGUGCACCAAUAUGGCCGCCGAAAAUCAACAAAAACAUCUGCAGUUCACUUGUUCUAUAAAAGCUCCUUCUUUUCACUCGAGAACUAGCCUACGUACCCAUAAACAUAUCUUCUAAUACUUGAAAUGGUUAUACUGCUGAAAAUCAAGAGGAGAGACUUUUUUCCAACGAGACAGCAUUCCUAUUUUGGUGUCACGCACUCUGAAAACUCGAAGUUCAAAUCGCUGUAUUUUCGAAAUGAAACAUGCUAUGGGACUGAAAACUUGUACAAAGAUUAACGUUUUGUUUAUCUUCAACCUAGUGUAAAUAAGCAUUCGUAAAACCUCGCUAUUUUGACUUUACAAUUUGAUGACGUCACUGUGAAAACCAUCUAUAUUCACAAAAUGAACUAGACCACCGUGAUACUGCAGCCCUUGUAUCUCCUCUACUGUCCAUGUUUUACUCGUGUUGGCGAAAUAAUGAUCUCUUGCUUUUUGUUUUCCUUUCAGCAACUUGCGGUGCCGAGACCUGAUGAGUGGUCCAGAUUUCAAAACACUGUUCACGAAAUUCAGGCUAAUGCCUCGUCUAACAUCGGUGAAUUCGGUUCACCAAAGAUGUCUCCCUCUAAGAUACCAUUCAGUUAA
This is a messenger RNA of Porites evermanni, 6998 nucleotides long. Lineage: Eukaryota; Metazoa; Cnidaria; Anthozoa; Scleractinia; Poritidae. The record is from the annotation of a GenBank genome assembly.